CCGUUAUCGAUCUGUUGCCAUCGCUAAAUACUAUAGCCUCCUAAUAUCGAAGUACCAAAUAACGCCUCAUCAUCAUCUUUCAAAAAUCUUUCUUAUAAAUUUAUGGGCAGAAAGUAACUUAUUGUAAAAACAAUAAAUCGCAUUUAACGGCAAAAAUAUCAGAAGUCAGUGUCUUUCCCCUGCUGCUUACUAUUCUGUGGCCACCAAAGCGCUAUUCUCUGCGGCAACAAAAGUUCUAUAAAAUAGAGCCAAUAAUAUUAAGUCGCCAUGUCUGUGCGCGUGAUUAACGACGAGUCCCAUUUUCAAGCGGAGUUGGCUCAGGCGGGUGUGCGCUUAGUCGUUGUGGACUUUACAGCCACAUGGUGCGGACCCUGCCAGCGAAUAGCGCCCAUCUUUGAGAUGUUUCCCAACAAGUACCCCAAGGCGAUCUUUUUGAAGGUCGACGUGGAUAAGUGCCAGGAUACAGCCGCCGGACAGGGCGUUUCGGCCAUGCCCACGUUUAUCUUCUACAGAAACAGGACCAAAAUUGACCGCAUCCAGGGAGCGGACGUCAAUGGACUGGAGGCCAAGAUUCAAGAGCACAUCGGCACCGGCGCCGGUGAAGAGUCUGGCGAGGACUACGGCCAGGGAUUGAUGGAGCUGAACACCUUCAUCUCGAAGCAGGAGUGCGAAUGCCUCAACGAAGCCGAUGACCAUAAUUUAAAGCACGCUCUGGCCUCCGCCGGUGGUUACCUGCAGUCGGAUUGCGACGAGCAGUUAAUCCUGUCUAUCACCUUCAAUCAGGCCGUAAAGAUACACUCUCUGAAGUUCAAGGCACCCGCGCAGCUAGGUCCCAAGGAUGUCAAGUUGUUCAUCAACCAGCCACGUACCAUAGACUUCGACAUGGCCGAGUCUAUGACCAGUGUGCAGGAUCUAAGCCUGGCUGAAAAGGAGCUGGAAAACGGAGUUCCCGUUAAUCUGCGUUAUGUCAAGUUCCAGAACGUUCAGAACAUUCAAAUCUUCGUCAAGAACAAUCAGUCGGGUGGCGAUGUGACGCAGAUCGAUUAUAUUGGCUUCAUUGGCUCUCCCAUCAUGACUACCAAGAUGAAUGACUUUAAGCGAGUGGCCGGCAAGAAGGGUGAAAGUCACUAGGUUACCCACUUGGAUUCCAAUGAAAAUUUCUACGUUUUCCCAAUUGACGUCCCGGUACUUCUAUUCAACUUUCGACUUACAACUAAGCAAUGUACAACAAAUGCAUAAAAAAUCAUACAAAACAA
Messenger RNA from Drosophila eugracilis, 1256 nucleotides. It is a transcript of the gene Txl, whose product is annotated as thioredoxin-like protein 1. NCBI's taxonomy places the organism in Eukaryota, Metazoa, Arthropoda, Insecta, Diptera, Drosophilidae. The coding region runs from base 268 to 1131 and encodes 287 amino acids. The transcript has 3 exons. The record is from RefSeq and is a predicted model, not a curated record.